GGGAGUGUCUCAGACUAGAGGGAGAUCACUCCUGUCCCUCGAGGGACUGGAGCUUAGGCAGACAGCAUUUCAGUCUGUGGUGUUCCCCAGCCCGAAUGUCGGGUUGUGCCAACAGCAGGGGGAAGUGCAGCUUCAGACUCCACGACAAGCCAGAACAUCCAGCCGCUUGGAGGCUCUGGCAUAACACACUUUUCCUGUGGUGAGCCUUGGGACGUGCAGCUAGCACACAUUUCAGGACUGCCUUCAGAAACGCUGCACGGUAGCAGCAGUCCUCGUGCUGAAAAAAAUUGGAAUCGUUUUAAGUCACCAGCCUUUCAGCUGCCUGUUCUGAACAUAACUUGACCAGGGUCUGAUCAGAGGUGCACUGGAGUAAAUAAAACAUUGUUAACAGGCUUUCAGAUUUGAAUGCUCCAAAUGCAGAAAUGAUUAUGCAACUAACAUCUCAUUGGUCACCCCUGGCUGCACCCCUGAUUUUUGGUCUGCUUCUGCAAGCACCAUUCACAGAGCCUUCCACCAUCACAAAGCCAAACUUUGUCCUGUUACUGGCUGAUGAUCUCGGCAUAGGGGAUGUAGGCUGCUACGGGAAUGAUACCAUCAGGACCCCGAACAUUGAUCGCCUGGCAAAGGAAGGAGUGAGGCUGACCCAACACAUCGCUGCAGCUCCGCUUUGCACCCCCAGCAGAGCAGCUUUCCUCACUGGCAGAUAUCCCCUCCGAUCAGGGAUGGAUGCUGUAAACGAUUACCGUGUUAUUUUUUGGAAUGCCGGCUCAGGAGGGCUUCCUCCAAACGAAACCACUUUUGCCAAAAUACUGCAGCACCAAGGCUACAGCACGGGACUGAUAGGGAAGUGGCAUCUAGGUGUUAACUGUGAAUCCCGCAGUGACCAUUGCCAUCACCCUUUAAAACAUGGGUUUGACUAUUUCUAUGGGAUGCCUUUUACACUCAUAAGUGACUGUCAGCCAACAGAAGCACCAGAGAUGGACAGAGCCUUUAGAAGGAAACUCUGGCUUUACACUCAAAUGAUUGGCCUCAUUACACUCACUGCUGUCCUUGGAAGACUGACCGGCUUGAUUCCAGUCCGCUGGAAAACACUGACCUGCCUUGCUGCAUUCAGUCUCCUGUUCUUCAUGUCCUGGUUCUCAAGUUAUGGAUUUGUACGGUACUGGAACUGCAUUAUGAUGAGAAACCACGGAAUUACUGAGCAGCCAAUGGUGACAGACAGAACCACGUCCCUUAUCCUGAAAGAGUCCAUUUCAUUUAUUGAAAGAAAUAAGCACAAGCCAUUUCUCCUUUUUCUUUCCUUUUUGCAUUCCCACACCCCUCUCCUCACCACGGAGAAGUUUCUUGGGAGGAGCAGACAUGGUUUAUAUGGAGACAAUGUAGAGGAGAUGGACUGGAUGGUGGGCCAGGUUCUAGAUGCUAUUGACAAGGAAGGCUUGAAAGACACUACAUUAGUUUACUUUGCCUCUGAUCAUGGUGGAUGGCUGGAAAGACAAGAAGGCAAAAGGCAGCUGGGUGGCUGGAAUGGAAUAUACAAAGGUGGAAAAGCUAUGGGAGGCUGGGAAGGAGGAAUCCGCGUCCCAGGGAUAUUUAGAUGGCCAGGUGUGUUGCCUGCGGGCACAGUUAUCGAUGAACCCACAAGCCUCAUGGAUAUUUAUCCUACAGUAGUCCACUUGGCUGGAGGGGCAGUGCCUCAGGACAGGGUGAUGGACGGCCGGGAUCUGCUGCCGUUACUGCGAGGCACCGUGGCGCACUCGGAGCACGAGUUCCUGUUCCACUACUGCGGCGUCCACCUACACGCUGUGCGCUGGCACCAGAAGGACACUGGAGCUGUUUGGAAGGCUCAUUAUGUGACUCCCAUCUUCAGUCCUCCUGGAGCUGGGGCUUGUUAUGACAGAGGGUUUUGCCCAUGCUUUGGGGAAGGAGUGACCCAUCAUGAGCCUCCACUGCUGUUUGAGCUCUCACAAGACCCUUCUGAAGCCAAACCUCUCUCAGCUGACACAGAGCCCCUCUUUGACACUGUCAUAAGGAGGAUUGGCAGAGCCAUAGAGGAGCAUGCCAGGACGCUGACUCCAGUCCCAGAGCAGCUCUCUGUGUCCAACACGGUGUGGAAGCCAUGGCUGCAGCCGUGCUGUGGGACAUUCCCAUUCUGUUGGUGUGAUAAGGAAGGUGAUAAUAAACUUGUUGACCUAUAAAGGAUAGAACCUGAUACUUUCUCAAAAAUGUAUUUAGAUUAAGAUGGUUUCCUUUGGGGGUGUUGACCCAUGGGUCAUUUAUUUCUCUAAACUGAGCCUUUACAAAGUAAUUUUUCCAGUGAAUGGCACAGUAUUUCAUAAAGGUAACUUUAAGCUGGACACUCUCAGGGAGGGAUCAAGACAGAUGAUAUGAAGACUAUGUUUUAACUAGCAUCUGCUGAUAGGUGAAUGAAUAGUUCAAAUGCACUGAAGUAGGCCAAGAUUAGAGAUGUACAAGUAAUGGUUCUGAAUGUAUAUUUUGUGCUGAAUUUCUAAGUGAUUCCUGGACUGGGUUCUCCCUUAAUUUUGUUAUCCUUAUUUCUUCUUUUGUUAUCCUGGCAAUGCACAGGUUGACCCUAUAAUAAAUUUUUGCAGACUAUUGCUUCCAAAAUAAUUAGAAAACAGUCUUGCCUGCAGUUCCUCAAAAAAUCUUUCUUAGGAGAGGCUUUCUUCUUCGCUUGUAGCUAGGGACUCCAGCAGCAGUGAUGGUGACAGCUGAUUGGCUUGAGCAAGACAAAGAGCUUGGAAAGGUGAGAAGCUGGGCAGUGGCUGUAUCUGAGAAGGGUGGGACUCCUCUGGUUAGAGUCAGCCUGUCUCGAUGGAGAAGAAAUAAAGGAAAGGAUUGUCCUUUUCCAAAGCUCCCUUUGCCUCCUGCUCCCUAAACAGCACUGGCAAGGGCCUUUUGACAUUGAUGGUCCCCGCAGUGCCACACUGAUAACCGGUUCAGCCGUUUGGGCACAGGACUGCACAAGUUACCCUGAGGCCCAGAUCUGUCAUACGUGCUUUCUGCUGACAAGUAGCAUGCUCAGAAAAAUGUCAAACACUAAUUAUGAAAACAAGUAAUAAUUUGCUAUGAAAAAACUAAAUGGAGAAUUAAGGGGUUUUUUGCUUCACAAAAGGGCUAGAAUUACUUAGGUCUAGCUAAAUAUUUUUUCCCACCAAAUUAAUUUCACUCCAUCAAAGAGCUCAAAUGACUGAGGUCUAUCUCUUUGCUUUUGUGCUUUUUUUGCUGCAGUUCUUUCCUUCUUUGUGUUAAAAUAGUUGUUCCUAAUUAAGUGGCCUUGCAGGUAAUACUGUUCUUUGUAGGGCUGUAAAUACAUCUGUUCAUACAGACAUGUUUACACUGGUAUAUCUGAAUAGUUAGGCAUCUGAGAACGUAAUUUGUCCAUUUGUUUUACUUCAUUGUUUUCAACUGCUCUUUAAGUACUGUGCUAGGACCAAUUUAUCUUAUUCAUCUUAUUCAGUAAACAUUUGGUUCAUUUUGGUUUUAUUUCCUCUUUUGUUUCCCGCAAUUCAGUUACUAGGAAAUCUGCAGGUAAACAAAGCCCUACAGCUUAAAAGAAAAUUUCAUUUUAUGCUGUGACUUCAUGCACUUCAGAUUGUUAUAAUUUAACCAGAUGACCCAUCAUUGCUAUUGAUGAGAAAUGUCUCACUGUGAAAAAUUCAAGACAUUCACUAAAUCUAUCACUUUCACAUGUUCUGAUUGCUUCUACUUCCUCCAUUGUUAGAAAUGUCUGGGUUUUUUCCUCAUUUGAGUGUAUCCUAUUUAACUGUUUCUUUCUUGGAGAGAUUUAAAGGUCUUUUCAUACUUAAAAUGAAGUGUUUUCUUUACCUAAAAUUAGUGUGAUCAUACUGGAAUUUUUCAAUUUUCUCAGUCAUUUUCCAAGAUAUCGCUUCCAUUCCCAAGCCACUUUAGUAUGUGGGAUUUUAUAUCCUCUCAGUUUUUCAACACCUUUAGAAAUGUACAGAUAAUACCUGUGAAUAUGAGCAAACCAUUUUUUCUUGUGCUGAAAUACUUCAUGCCACUGCAGGAUAUCCGUUAGGACUAGAGGGUACUGGAAAAUAUCUGAGCUAGGAUUUGUCCUGAACACUGGUGUUAGCACAUGAAAGUACAGUGGUCAUCCCCUGCUGAUCUCCAAAGUGCCAUGGGGUCAACAACAACAAUGUAGAGGGGGCAUUAUUCUUGGAGUGAUCAGGCAAUGAUAAAGGCUGCCUGGACAUAACAUACUUGGAGACGGGCUCACUAGCAAAUACUAAUCAGCUUGCUCACAUUUCUUUUUCUUUUUUUUUUUUUUUUUCCCCUACAAUACUCGUGGGCUACUAUUUCAGUGCAAAUAAUUUGGUAAGGCUGACUUUUUCUGCUUAGUCACAACACAGUUUUCAUCUCAUUGAUUUAUGCUGGUCAUAACCCAAAAUGAUGUAGAUAAAGUUCAAGAGAGGAUUUCAAGAGCAUCUUAUAAAACUCCUAUGAUAUAAAUUUGGAUUCUGAGAAUGUUUUCAAACACAGUAGAAUGCAACAUUUGAGCAUGAAAAUUAAGCUGCUAAAAACAUAAUUAUCUCUUUUCAUUUGAAAAUUGAACCUAAAAAUAUUUAUCUGUUUCACUGACAGGAGAAGAAGAAAAGGAAAGGAAUAAUUCUCUAAGUAGUAUUUGAUAUUUUAUAAGGGGGGUUUUGUUUGUUUGUUUGUUUGUUUUUGCAUUAGAAUAAGAGUAAUAUUUUUAAGCUGGUUUUGAACGCUCCUAGACACACAUUGGUCAAGUGCUUCAGCUUGACUUCAGCAUGUAAUCUUCAAAAAGAUCACAGUUUUCAGUACUUCAAGCUAAGCUUUGGUGGACACCCUGAUAGAAUUUGAUAAUUUGUCAGGCUUAAUAGAUUAAUAGUUUUGUCACUGGACAUGCAAGCUGGUAUCAGUGAUGUCUACACUUGAACACGAUCUCAAACAAGACUGUCUGUGCUGUUAAAUAGCAUUGCAGGGGCAAAUCAACAUAUCAGUAACUAAUGGCAGUACCUGGAAACAUCAGAAUCAGGAUUAUAAAUUUAAAAAUUCAGCAUAUUUCAGUACCAUGAAACUGAAGGGACACAAUGUUGCCUCAUAAUUUCCACUACAUGUCAUAACAUCACAUGUAUUUUACAAAUAAGCAUUUUCAUCCUAUCUAAAAGAAGCAAUUAAAAGUGAUGAUUCCAAGUUACUAGUAAAACAUAAAGAACAAGCUCUUACUUGUCCUGCAUUUUAAGAUUUCACUUCAGCUUGCACUGUUUUGUCACUGGGGCAUCACUGUUUUGUUCUUGCACACUUCAGCAUCCUUCACAGUUUGUUGAUAGUUUUUGUUAUAAAGGAUUUUACUAAUCUCAGCAGAAGACUGGGUUACUUGCAUAACUCAAACAUGAGCCAGUUACAGACUUGACUUUCUACCAUUAGGCAGUUCAUUUAUUUCUUAUUAGUCAUUGCUACAAUUAAUUCUUUAUAACACAAAUUUGAAAGUAUUUUUAAAAAUAGAUGUUCAAUCUACAUGAAAGAAGUUGAGAAAUCAAGAAAAAAUGUUGAUAACCAGGAGAUAAGGAAGUUGAUUUACUUCACCCUUUUUCAAUCUUUCUCUAGAGGCCAAACUAAAGAUGCUGGUAACAAAGACUGCUUUAAAAGCAUCACAUCACCUUACUAUAUUUCUGAUUAUGGCAGAUGGUCAGAGACACAAGAUGGAGGAGCCUUUCUAGCUGGAUAGAGUGAAUUUCCACAGAUGUGAGAGUUGGAAAUGGAGUAAAAGGGCUGAACCUAAAUCCCUGUUUUCUUCACCGAGUCUUUGCAGAGUGGAUCCUUCCCUUAAGUCUUGGUUUGUAAUCCAGGAAUUUUCUGCUGCCCUCCUGAAUUGUACCAUUUCUACAUAGUUUUUCCAAGUCCCUCAAAAAGAAAAAAUAAUAAAAUCUUUCUCUUCUUAUUUCUGAAGCUUUACUUUAAUAUAUUCUCCCUAAUGCAUGCAAUCAUCCUAACAGUGGAGCUUGAACUUGAGCUGAAACCUCAUUCCUUGCACUCUCAUUUCUUUGCUCUUUUUCCUAGCUACCCAAUACUUUUUUGGGCAGAAGAUUUAGUGAAAAUAUUGCAGUAACUACUGCUAUAUGCUGAUAAUACUUAAGACCCUAAUGCUCCCCUUGAUUUACCUACACCACACCCGCCAACAAUGCUAUGAAUACCAUUGUAAUUAUCAAGGGCUAGUUAGUAAAUUCUGUUUUCUCCUUCUUGCCACAGUGUUUUUUUUUAAUAUUUAUUUUUGCCUUUUUUGGCAAUAUCAGUUCGAAACUGGGUGGAAACACCAUUUAAGUAUAGUAGUUUUGGUCUGCCAAUUUGAUUUUCCUGGACAAUGGACCAAUUUAAUGUAGUGGGUCUAGUGCUGGCCAAAUGCCAGUGCAUCUACUGGAAUUAUUUACUCAUUUUUCUGCUGAGAUAAGAUUUAGAAGAAGAUAAGAUUUAGAAGGAGAACACAGCAGGCUCAAAACUUUGAAGGGUACAAAGAAAACUUUAUUAACAGAACUAAAAGAAAAAUAACUGGAAAUCAGAAUAAACUUCCAGAACACUUCUCCUCCACCCACACCUUCUUUUCUUUCCCACUGACAAUGUAAAGAGACAAAACUUGGGACUGUCAGUCAGUUUACACCUCUAAAAUAGUCUGUUCAGUUAGGGAGAGGAGUCUCUCUUGCCAUGCCAUGGAGAUUUCUCACCAAGAAACAGUUCUUUCACGGCUUCAAAGUCACAGUGAAUCAGCCCCCCGGAAAAAGAAAAUUUGUUUCAAAUGUUAGCCCCUCUCAUGCCUUUCAGCCUUCCUAUAGUUGCUUUCAUCAACCAUCUCAUCUUAUGGAGUGCAUAUUUUAAGGACCAGCUGUUCAAAAGAACAGGUUCUCCGCAUUUAUCUCUGAGAUCAUCUUCAUCUCUGAGAACAGAGAUUUUUGGGAAUGAAGGGUCUUCAUUACUUCAACAUCUGCUUUGCUUCAGCAUGUGUGCCUUUGUUCAUGUCUACAGUUUGAAUGCUCCAUCCCCCCAUGCUUUUUUCAUGAAUUACAGGCAUAUUCUAGUGUAUCAUAAUCCAUCACCAUGGCCUCACAAAAUUUUAGCCCAAGACUAAAGCAUCUCUUCAUUCUCCUCCCAUCUGAGGCCUGAUUCUUUCUUUUCUGACCUUGGUGUCUUCAUGUAGUUUCUCUACGUAUCUUCACCCUUUCAUUUU
Molecule: messenger RNA, 7225 nt
Organism: Prinia subflava (tawny-flanked prinia)
Lineage: Eukaryota; Metazoa; Chordata; Aves; Passeriformes; Cisticolidae
Product: arylsulfatase D-like
Exons: 12
Coding region: 423-2195 (590 amino acids)
Molecular function (GO): arylsulfatase activity
Source: RefSeq, a predicted model, not a curated record